UAAUAUUGAAACAUAAAAAUAAUAAUAAUUGUGCUUUCGUAAGCGAAUAUUGCAUUUCCUGCAAGAGAUAAUAUCUGUGUGGCAGCGGUAUAGUCUGGUUAGAUAAUCUAUAUUGGAUUAUUUCCAUUUCUCUGGGAGGAACUUUAUCUCAGUCGUUGAGUGAUUCUUUUUUUGUAUCACGGUUUAUAUUUAAAGAGAAAUAAUGAAUGUAUUAGUUGGACUUUGUUUAUUUGUAUUUAAUGUUCGUUAUGCAUCUUCCAUACAGUGCUACGACUGCCUUACAGACUGCAAUGACCCAUUUGAUUCCAGUGGCGUAAAGAAAUCAGAAUGUGAUGGUUCCUGUAUGAAGACAGAAAAAGAUGGAACUGCUGUAAGGAAUUGUCUUCCACUGCUCAAAAAGGAUUCGUGCGAAGAGGCGGCUGGAGCCAAUGUUUGCCAUUGUACAUCUAACCUGUGUAAUGGGGUCUCCAAAAUUUUAGUGCCAUCCGCUAGUUUUAUCUUUGCCGUUAUCAUGCUCGGUUUGAAGGUAUUCUAGCGUGUUUUUACAUCAUUACGUUAUAAGUUUUCUAUAUAACCGUUUGCUAGUUGUAUAUAACUUGCUUAUAAGAAAAAUCAAUAGCUUUUGAAUGGAAAAUGACAAGUGUAACGGACACGCUCAAGAGUUGGAGGCAACUUUGUGUCUGCAUUCAGGGGUUAUUUAUCAUUAGCUAAAUUCAGAAGUGCUCCACUGGGAUGUUUUAUAUAUCACUUUUUUAUAGAUGUAUAUUUUUCUUAGACAAUUGACAGGGAACCAAGGCUUUGGCUGUUAAUAAAACAAAGAGGCCAUUAUGGCAGACAUGUAGAUAACAUGAAAGCAAAUAGAUAAAACAUGUGUCAGUUUAAACGAUUUUUAUCAGUCAUAUUAUUAAAUUCAAAAUUAACUUUGAUUGUUCAAUUGGUGAAGAAAAAGAAAACAGUUCGACAAGAGUUAAUACUGUUAACUACCUACUUCAAACAGUUUGAUAUAGAAUCUCCUGAAAAUAAUAGAGUAGCUCCAAAUACAUUAUUACCCAAACGUUGUGAUGUGAACAUUAAUAAAAGAAAUACAAAAAGUAGUCACGAUGAUUAAAACAUUUUAGUUGUUAAACCUAGUAUAUAUGCUUUAGGAUUUGUGAUGCACAUUGAAGUUGGCUGAAGUAUAAAUAGAAUCGAUGUACAUAUUGUAUAUAUGAAAAAUAUCAUGUAUCGGUGCAUUCAUUAUCCUUCAGAUUUCAGUGAUUAUCAAUAAUUUUUGUUUCGUAUUUAUUCUGAUUUCUGUCUUUUAUUAUCUUAUAUAUCUAUGCAUAUAUUAUUGUUUGAAAAUAAAGUCUGUGAAAUGUUUAAAAGGUUUGCUUAGCAUUAUGUCCAUUAGCC
Molecule: messenger RNA, 1392 nt
Organism: Ruditapes philippinarum (Manila clam)
Lineage: Eukaryota; Metazoa; Mollusca; Bivalvia; Venerida; Veneridae
Exons: 3
Coding region: 203-535 (110 amino acids)
Source: RefSeq, a predicted model, not a curated record